Molecule: messenger RNA, 406 nt
Organism: Pelobates cultripes (western spadefoot toad)
Lineage: Eukaryota; Metazoa; Chordata; Amphibia; Anura; Pelobatidae
Source: the annotation of a GenBank genome assembly
AUGGAGGGCAUUAAUCAGCGUACGGAAAUAAUAGAGAAUAGAUUGCACUCUCAAGAGCAAUCUCACCUGGAUCUGGUUGAAACCGUAAAAGAGCUCCAACAAGCAGAAAAGCUUGCCGACGCUGAGGAUAGAAGUAGGCGUAAUAACCUAAGGAUCAGGGGGAUACCUGAUAAUAUCGAUUCCCAGGAAUUACAAAACUAUUUCCAGACAAUGGUGAAGUCAGCUCUACCAAACGUAAAAAAUACGGAUUUAUUACUGGAUCGCAUCCAUAGAUUGCCCAAACCCGGCAAUGCACCUCCAGCUGCACUCAAUGACAUGAUAGUGAGAUUCCACUACUACCACAUUAAAAAGGAAUUUCUAGGUGCAGUACGCACGUCAGGUCUCACAGGAGAUUACAGCAGCAUGA